Messenger RNA from Aspergillus ibericus CBS 121593, 309 nucleotides. RefSeq lists its product as uncharacterized. The transcript has a single exon. The record is from RefSeq and is a predicted model, not a curated record. NCBI's taxonomy places the organism in Eukaryota, Fungi, Ascomycota, Eurotiomycetes, Eurotiales, Aspergillaceae. Bases 1 to 309 code for a protein of 102 amino acids.
AUGUUUCCCACCGCCAUUCGUCUCUCCGCGGUCCGCGUCACCCUCUUUACCCGCGCAAACUGCGGUCUCUGCGAUACCGCCAAACACACCGUUACCCAGCUGCACAAGCGCCGUCCUUUUGACUACUCCGAGCUGGAUAUCCAGCUCCCCAGCAACAAGUCCUGGAAGGAUGUCUACGAUUUUGAUGUGCCCGUUCUACAUGUGCAAUCGGUCCAGGCAGACGCGUCGUUGUCUGACCCAAAGAAGCUGUUCCAUCGGUGGACGGAGCAGGAGAUGGAGACUCUGAUCGACCAGGUGGAGAAGCAGUAG